AUGCACGACUACCUUCCGAACCCGGCGCUGAUUUACGAGGGACCGGCGCUCCCCCGUGCCCCGCUAAUCCUGAUUCACGACGGCGGCGGUACCAGCUUUAACUACCACCUACUUAACCAAAUUGGCCGUCCGUUAUGGGGUCUCGCAAACGCUAGGCUCCACGACGGUGGUUGGUGGGAAGGCGGCAUUCCGCAGAUGGCUGCCUAUUAUGUCGGGCUCCUUUCUAAAGCGAUUCCCGAGGGCGGCGAUAUCCUCCUCGGAGGUUGGUCAUUGGGGGGUCUCUUAACCCUCGAGAUGGCACAUCGAAUCGCUGUGGCGAGGCGUGACGGUGGUACAGGAGCAAAGUUCCGGGUCAAAGGCAUGGUCUUCAUCGACAGCAUCUGCCCAAACUUCUCACCGGAGAUGCGGGCGCGCCUUCCUCGCGAACCCGUCAUACUAUCGGCUCAGGAGUCGGAGGCCAUGAAGCUAAAAGACAAGGUCAACGUGAAUAUGACGCACGCUCGGAUGAUGGUGUCAGUUUGGGAACUGCCACGUUGGGAAGAUGGUCUACAAGUACCACCAACCAUCCUUUUACGAGCAAAGGAGUGGUUCAACCGAGACCCUUCCAAGAGCUUCGUAGACUUCGCGCGCGAGGAUCGACUUCUAGGCUGGGCGAACUACAACGAGGAACACGGCAAUUUCAUGAAAGAAAUCAUAGAUAUAGAAGGUCACCACUUUUCCAUCUUUGAUUUUGAUAACCUUGACGACAUCACGGCAAAGGUCCGCGCCGCAGCAGAUCGGUUGGAUCCACUCGGGUUCUGA
This is a messenger RNA of Daldinia caldariorum, 801 nucleotides long. RefSeq names its product alpha/beta-hydrolase. The transcript is spliced from 3 exons. The coding region runs from base 1 to 801 and encodes 266 amino acids. Gene Ontology annotation, biological process: biosynthetic process. Lineage: Eukaryota; Fungi; Ascomycota; Sordariomycetes; Xylariales; Hypoxylaceae. The record is from RefSeq and is a predicted model, not a curated record.